AUGGCAGCCGAGGCAGGGGUGCUUGAGCUGCCCUUCACCUGCGACGAGCAGCUCACGCGGCGCAUGCGGCUGCGAUUCCAGAGCCUGCAGCAGAGAAACAUGAGGCCCCAGGAUGGCGAGAAGCUGCUGCGUCCCAACGAGCACAUCUACCGAGUGGAUUUCAUCCAGCAGCACAAACUGCGCUUCCUCCGCUGGAACGUGCAGCUGGAGAGCCCUGGGAAGGUCACGGUGACUGGCACCUCCCAGCACUGGACUCCUGAUCUCACCCACCUGAUGAACCGGCAGCUGCUGGAGCCGGUGGGCAUCUUCUGGAAGAAGCUGGGGGCCGAGGAGGUGGAGUGCAAUGAGGCAGAUGCCCAGGAAUUUGGGGAGCGGAUAGCAGAAUUAGCCCAGAUCCGCAAGGUGAUGUAUUUUCUCCUCACUUUCACUGGCGGCCUCGAACCAGCUCAGCUGAAAGGCUCCAUUGUUUUUAAAGCCUGA
Pyrgilauda ruficollis (rufous-necked snowfinch) is the source of this 480-nucleotide messenger RNA. It is a transcript of the gene OMP, whose product is annotated as olfactory marker protein. NCBI's taxonomy places the organism in Eukaryota, Metazoa, Chordata, Aves, Passeriformes, Passeridae. The record is from RefSeq and is a predicted model, not a curated record. Gene Ontology annotation, cellular component: axon; cytosol; neuronal cell body. The coding region runs from base 1 to 480 and encodes 159 amino acids. The transcript has a single exon. Gene Ontology annotation, biological process: signal transduction; sensory perception of smell.